GAAUUUGGAAACCAGUAUUUUGGUGAUAAAAACAAGUUGCGUACCCUGUACCCCUAAACCCAGCGGCUCCUACCCAAAUCUCUCUCUAUUCCGUUCCUCUUAAAUACCCACUCAUCUCUCUUUUCUUUCCUCCUCCAAACCCCACCAUCUCUCUCAUUUCCUUAAUUCUUUUCUUCCAAAAUGCGAAUGAGUUGUAAUGGAUGUCGAGUUCUGCGAAAGGGCUGCAGUGAUAAUUGCAGUAUCAGACCUUGCUUGCAGUGGAUCAAGAGCCCUGAGUCCCAAGCCAACGCCACUGUCUUCCUUGCCAAGUUUUAUGGCCGUGCUGGACUUAUGAACCUCAUCUACGCUGGCCCUGAACAUCUUCGUCCUGCGAUUUUCAGGUCUCUGCUUUAUGAGGCUUGUGGGAGGAUAGUGAAUCCGAUUUAUGGGUCUGUUGGGUUGUUGUGGUCCGGGAGCUGGCAGCUCUGCCAAGCCGCCGUCGAAGCCGUUCUAAAAGGAACUCCGAUCACUCCGAUCAACUCUGAAGCGGCGGCCAAUGGCCAUGGACCUCCGUUGAAGGCUUACGAUAUCCGUCACGUGUCCAAGGAUGAAAACUCUUCUGCUUCCAAAGAUCCCAACCGAGUCAAGACGCGUUGCCGGGUUAGGAGGGUUGUGAAGCUGAAAGUUGGUAAUAACAACAAACCAAGUGGUGGCGUUGGGUUCGGCUCCGUGUUGGAGACAACAGCACGGGGUGAGCUGACUCGGUCCAUUAGUCACGAGUCAUCGGUGAGUCACCUGUCGGAGUUGGCAAUGGUGGAAGGCGAGAGCAAAGACACGGAAAGCAUGGUCUCCGAGGAAACGGCUGAGGCUCCGCUGCUGUUCGGAGCCGAGCCGGAGUCAGCCGCGAAGGGCAAUGAGGGUGUCCACGAUCAUGUUAGUACGGAAAUCGCUGGACUUGGACUGGAGUUGACCCUCGGGCUUGAGCCCUUCUCUCGUGCAAGUCACGUGGUACCAGUGAAGAAAAGGAAACUCGAGUCUUAUGAGAACGCGUGUAAGAUAGAGCUGGGACUAGUCUAUCCAGCUUGGCACUAAAAUGAAAGAAAAAUAAAAAAAAUGUAAUUACUGUAAGAAGGUCAGUUUUGGCGGCGCAGCUCGAUCCAUCGGCUCUUGCUUAGAAGAGAAGUCGGUUCUUUUAAUUUUGCCUUUGCUUUUACAAAUUUUUUUGGGACCCUAUGUGGUAAAAAAAUAGCGGUGUACAAAUUUGGUGGAACAUGAAUAGACAUGGUAAAUCAAUAGAAGAAUCUUGUUUUUAA
Molecule: messenger RNA, 1292 nt
Organism: Hevea brasiliensis (rubber tree)
Lineage: Eukaryota; Viridiplantae; Streptophyta; Magnoliopsida; Malpighiales; Euphorbiaceae
Product: LOB domain-containing protein 41
Exons: 2
Coding region: 181-1071 (296 amino acids)
Biological process (GO): regulation of gene expression
Source: RefSeq, a predicted model, not a curated record